CAUUUUUCAGGUACAUAACCAAAGAAUUCGAAUCACCAAAGAAAACAGCAAAAAUCUCUUUUAAAAAACCGAGUAGAAAGUGCAAAAGAUAAAAUAUAAUGACUUUUAUAGACAUACCCGAAGCGCUUCGUCCUAAAAACCCACCAAAAACCGAAUCAAAGCCUUCGCAACCCAGUGAACCACCCAAACCAUCAGAAAACACCUCCGGUAAAACGGACGAAAGCCAAUGGGGCUACGAUUUGUACCCGGAACGUCGCCGAGGUGCGUCCAGAUCACUUACCGAUGUCUUAACCAUGACAAAAGGUAGAGAAGAAUUAAGAAAAAUGGAUUGUGAGAGAGGAGUUUAUAGGUGUAUCAAAGAAAGCCCCCUUGUACGGCUUAUGCUAGGAGCUCUCAAGUCUUCAGGGUGUGCCAUUGACAUAAGAAGGCAUAUCAGCUGUGAAAAAUGUGCCCCAAAUGUUAGUGGAGGAUUUGACCCUAUUCUGAAUCAGGUUGUUAUUUGUCAUAACAAUACCUUCAAAGAAAGCGCAAUCCAAGGCGUCUUGACCCACGAACUCAUCCACAUGUUCGACUACUGCAGAAACAACUUGGACUUCAAAAACCUGGAUCAUUUAGCUUGCACGGAAAUCAGAGCGGCAAACUUGGUCCAUUGCAGUUUUGUAUCUGCCUGGCUGAAUGGAGAUACGUCGAUUUUCAAGUUCCGGGACACACACCAAUAUUGUGUGAGAAACAAAGCCCUAAGUUCUAUGCUAGCUGUCAGGGAUGUGACUAGAGAGCAAGCAAUGGAAGCUAUUGAACGGGUGUUUUCUAAGUGCUAUAAUGAUUUGGAACCUUUGGGUAGGAGGCUGAGGAGGAAUAGUUUGGAUAUGCACAGAGCUUUCCAGGAUGGGUAUUAUUAUGGGUAUGAAGAUUGAUAGUAAUUUGUCAUAUAGUAGUUUGUAUAUUAAUAUUGUUAAAUAAAAC
This is a messenger RNA of Ceutorhynchus assimilis (cabbage seed weevil), 963 nucleotides long. NCBI's taxonomy places the organism in Eukaryota, Metazoa, Arthropoda, Insecta, Coleoptera, Curculionidae. The record is from the annotation of a GenBank genome assembly.